CUCUGAGCUUGGACCCGCGGCACCCCAGGAGGCCCCACUGGCCUGCCACCCCCAGAACAGCCCUCCCCGCGGGCGGAGACAGCAAGACAGAGUCGCCGCCCCGCCCUGCCGCCCGGCAGUACCCCGAGGCCGGCGCAGGUCCCCCAGUUCCGGAGCAGCCACGGCGCGGAGUAUGGGGCUCUGAUGGCCAUGGACGGCUACCGGGGCUUCCUCGGGCUGCUGGUGUCGGCGCUGCUUGUCGGCUUCCUGUCGGUGCUCUUCGCGCUCGUCUGGGUCCUCCACUACCGAGAGGGGCUCGGCUGGGACGGCGGUUCGCUCGAGUUUAACUGGCACCCUGUGCUCGCGGUGACCGGCUUCGUCUUCAUCCAGGGCAUCGCCAUCAUCGUGUACAGACUGCCAUGGACCUGGAAGUGCAGCAAGCUCCUGAUGAAGUCCAUCCACGCAGGGUUAAAUGCCGUGGCUGCCAUCCUUGCCAUCAUCGCUGUGGUGGCUGUGUUUGAUUACCACAGUGUCCAAAGAAUCCCCCACAUGUACAGUCUGCACAGCUGGGUGGGACUGACAGCUGUCAUCCUCUACGUCCUACAGCUUGUGCUAGGCCUUUUCAUCUUCCUGCUUCCAUGGGCCCCGCUUUCUCUCCGAGCUGUUGUCAUGCCCAUACAUGUCUAUUCCGGACUUCUCCUCUUUGGAACAGUGAUUGCCACAGUCCUCAUGGGAGUGACAGAGAAGUUGUUUUUCGUCCUGAAAGAUCCUACUCCAUACCAUUCACUCCCACCAGAAGGUGUUUUCACAAAUACCCUGGGCCUCCUGAUUCUGGUGUUUGGGGCACUCAUUUUUUGGAUUGUCACCAGGCCACAAUGGAAACGUCCUAAGGAGCCAGGUUGUACCCUUCUUCAGCCAAACGGAGGUGCUACAGAGGGAAUGGAAGGUGCCAUAGCAGCAAGCUCUGGUGAUGACACAGACAAAGCAGAUGCGGAAUUAAGCAGUGAAGGAGCAGCCAGGAAACGAACCUUUGGCCUUGAUGAGACUGGCCAGAGAUCCACCAUGUGAAAUGUUGUAGAAGUAACCAUGUAACUUGUCUUUGAAAACCAGCUCUACGGUUUAGCUUCUCCUGCCUAGCCAUAAGAAGACUGAGCUACAUAAUAGCCCUGUUUACCAGAACCAUCAAGGAGGAUUUCUUGAGAGAGAUUAUAUUGUUUGGGCCUGUGAACUCACCUGAACAUGAAAGGACAUAAUAUAAGUUGUGAUUGUCACCUCUUUCUUCUUGAGGACCAAAGUGCUCGAUGUGCCUGUUGGCCGCUUGUUUAAUAAGCUGGCAGCGCCUUUGGCCUCUUGUCACACAGUCAUGCCCCUUUAAUUCUGGAAGCCUAGUGAUUUCAGAACUGGGUGGAACCAGCCCUAAGUUUUAAAAUGAGAUCAUGAAAAUCUGGAACAACGAUUAGACCAUGAUGCCACACAGAUAUUGUGGCUAGAAUAUAGAAAAGAAAGAAAAAGCUUUAGGAAAAUAACUUGCUUCCUUCUGCUCCUUGCCCAGAUGGUUUGCAUUGAGUUGUCCCCCUCCCUGACAUGAAGGUUUAUAUGAGGGCAUUUUGGAGCAGUUUCUGGGUCAUAGGUAGCUGAAGAGAACUCUAGAAAAUUUUUGUAACUUUUAACUCAACGCCAAGACUUCCAGGAAUUGCUGUUCAGCUUCUAAAUCUCUUAUAAUGAAAACAUUCCUGAAUGUUCAAGCAGCAGAAACUGCACACUGCGAAGAACACUUUUCCUUAAGUUUCUGUUUUUAGUUUUCAAAGCACUUACCUGGCCUUACUAUUGCACCAGACACUCUACUAAGAUAGACUUUGUGAGACAGGUCUUGUUACGAACCCCGUUUUUAAGUGAAAGAUCUGAAGCUUGGAAAGGUUAGUAUCUUGGCCCAGCAUCACACAGUUCUUCAGCGAUGGAACUGACAUUCAAACCCCGGUCGUCUGGUUCCCCUGUCUCUGACCCUACUUUUCCCUAGGCAGCUUUUCCUGUCUAUACUAAUUUUCACUGCUCUGGUUACUCUAGAAAUCCAGGUUGGCUCCUGAAUAAAUUUAGUUGCUGAGUGGAGGCCGGUGGAGUGUUUCAGAAAGCUGCUUUACCUUUGGUCCUUUUCCAAGUGCCCCAAGACGGCAUGGAAAAAGGCGUCAUGCAUACUUGGACACAGAUCUUGGAGCCUCUGCCACUGCCAACAAGCCAGAGCCUGCCUGGAUGCCCUUUUAAUCUUAAAAGUCCAUCUGUCCUGCUGACAGAUUUGGGCAAGAAUAUCAUAGCAUUCAGGAUUAACUAAAUCAUUAUGGUCUUUGAUCCUCAGGAUCUUAGCUGCUGAACAACUUAUCUGGAGAGACCUGCAUCAUGAGCUGCCUUUCCCUAGGGAACUAGGCAGGGUCCUUCCUGAUUUUCCUGGAAUCUUAGGGAACUUUGGGUUCUUAGCACAGAAUUGAGACUUAAAGGUGAUUGCUUUUCAUGCAGGGAGACUUCUAUCUAGGCUCUUAACUUUAAGACUAAAAUGGAACCCUGACACAGUGUGUAUGCUGAAAAGUUGCAUUAGGAUUUUGGUUGAUUUUUGCCUUUCUUGCAAUUUCUAAUUGAAGCUUUUUAGAGCUGGGUGCUGUAGUGUUAGCCUAUAGUUCUAGCUGCUUGAGAGGCUGGCACUUGAGCUCAGGAGUUUAGGGCCAGCCUGAGCAGCAUAGUGAAGCCUCAUUUCUUUUGUUUUUUUGAGUUUCUGGUAACCCAGGCUGACCUCACUCAGGGUGACCUUGAACUUGUGAUAUUCCUUGCCUCUGCCUCCCAAGUCUCAGGACUAGGCAUGUGUCACCAGCCACAGUGUCCCAGUGAAAUUCUGUCUCUUAAAAAAAAUUAAAUCCAAAACACAAGCAUUUUAGUGUGAAUAAAACUUUGCAGUUUACACCAAGUACACUUAAAUACAUUCGGUACUUAGUGAACUUCCUUUUAGGUAACAUGAUUCCAAAGACCAGACACCAGGUUAUAUAGCCUUGUCAAAUCUUGUAAACUUCAUAACCAUACAGAAUUCCUUCAAUGCAACAUUGCCUUCUUUUUACUUAGUUCUAUUUCCAAAAUUGGCAAUAGUGUCAGGAUUCUGAGUGACCAAUCCAAGGCCUGGCACAUAGUAGCACAAUUAAAUUCAAUGUGCAUACUGGGGGUGUAACUCAGUAAAGUGUGUAGCAUACACAAAGCUCUGGGUUCAGUCCCCAGCACCAUGUAAACUGGGUGUGGUGGUGGCAAAUGCCUGCAAUCCCAGCACUCAGGAGAUGGAUCAGGAAUCAAGGUCAUCCUCAGCUACAUAGAGAGUUCAAGGCUAGCCUGAACAGGGUCUCAGAAAUCCAAUAAAUAAGACAUAACACUUGGUAAGUGAUGGGCUAUUAUACAGAAGUGUGUCAAAUCUAGGGUUAUUUUGAAGGGAGAAUGAGGGGCUACUGAAUCCCAAGAAUCAUGGCUCCCAUUCCUUUUUAUACAGGCCAAGAGAGACGCUAGCAGUGCAAAGCUCACUAUUUGGCGCUAGAAUACCUCCAUUGCAAAGUAUUUGAAUCUUUGGUUUUCUGUCAGGUGGACUAAUGUGAGGGUAAUAGUAUAGGAACUUCUUUUCUUUCUUCUUCAGCCUUUAUGAUAGGAUGCAUGGUACAAUAUAUCUAGAAAAUCUAUUUGAGACUCUUCUUUUAAUGGGCUUUUUAUUUUAAUGAUAAUUACACCUUUAUCUUUCAAAUGCUGAUAUUUCCUACCUAAAGCAUCUCCCCCAAAAAUAUCGCAUUAAAAAGUCUGCAAAGAAUAGGGGAGAAGAAAGGCUUGGGUAUCAAUUCCAAGCAGUGAUUGAAAUCUCCCCAAAUAAUUAUAGCUUAUAUCUUCCACAGAGAUAAUCUGGCAUGGCUUACCCCAUAAUCUAAUUUCAGAAAAGAAAGCUUUAUUUGAACACUGAUCUACAUCAACACGAAGGCCUUUUCUUUCCAAGGACUUAGUGAGAAGGCUAAAUGAAUAUACUUUAUUGAAUUAAUGCCACCAGAAGUGUUCAGUUUCCCAUGCUUGUGUCAAACAUAGCCCACCCUCCAAGUCACCGUCCUCCUUUUACAAGUGUGGUCUCAUUUAAGCUGUGCGCAUAGAAACAGCAUCUGGGACCUUACAAUGAAAUGACAGAGUAAGGCAACUGCACUUUUUUAAGGAAUGCUGACAAGUGUUUUCUGUUUUCUAAAGGACAAAAUUAAAUGUAUAUUCCAUUCUAAUUAGGCUCUGUUCCCUGCUAAGCUGGAUGUCCCAGUGCCUACUUUUUUUUUUUUUUUUUAACCGUUAUGGCCACAUUGAAAGUGCUUUCUCCCAGUUUUGUUGUGUCAUGAUGGAAUGUGUAUCUUGGAAUGUCUUUUUUCAAAUAACGCCAACAGGGAACUUUUAACUGCCGUGUCUUAUAGCUGCACAUAGGAAGGCAUAGAAGAAAAAGAUUAUUAUUUACGAGGUACCUGAACACUUUAAGUGGGAAAGAAUUCUAUCUUUAAAUUUGUCUUUUUAUCUCAACACAUUGAUUAAAAAGUACUAAAUAUCUUGACUUUUAUAAUUUUGUAGGAAAAAUAUGCAUCUAUUUUUCUUGACUUUUUAUACAGUAAUAAAAUGAUACUUUCAAGCUCUU
Molecule: messenger RNA, 4648 nt
Organism: Nannospalax galili (Upper Galilee mountains blind mole rat)
Lineage: Eukaryota; Metazoa; Chordata; Mammalia; Rodentia; Spalacidae
Product: cytochrome b reductase 1
Exons: 4
Coding region: 184-1047 (287 amino acids)
Cellular component (GO): lysosomal membrane
Molecular function (GO): oxidoreductase activity
Source: RefSeq, a predicted model, not a curated record